Messenger RNA from Epinephelus fuscoguttatus (brown-marbled grouper), 1714 nucleotides. It is a transcript of the gene derl1, whose product is annotated as derlin 1. The record is from RefSeq and is a predicted model, not a curated record. Gene Ontology annotation, biological process: endoplasmic reticulum unfolded protein response. NCBI's taxonomy places the organism in Eukaryota, Metazoa, Chordata, Actinopteri, Perciformes, Serranidae. Gene Ontology annotation, molecular function: ubiquitin-specific protease binding; misfolded protein binding. The transcript has 8 exons. The coding region runs from base 191 to 964 and encodes 257 amino acids. Gene Ontology annotation, cellular component: endoplasmic reticulum membrane; Hrd1p ubiquitin ligase ERAD-L complex.
CGCUCUGAUCUUAGCACCCUUAUCAUAUGUAAAGCUAGCUCUGUGUGAUUAGCCACGUCAUGUAAAGUUAGCAGUGGAGCAUUCUGAUAAAAAGGUAGCGAGGGGUCGCAGUUUUUGGGGGGAUAUUAAUUUAUUUUCAAAUAGGAGCUGUCGUUUCAUGGUUAUAACUCGGCACUAAUCACAUACAAAGAUGUCAGAUAUCGGGGACUGGUUCAGAAGCAUCCCUUUCAUCACCCGGUCCUGGUUUGCUGCCUCGAUUGCUGUUCCCUUUAUUGGAAAACUGGGAUUGGUAGAUUUCAGGAACCUCAUGCUGUUUCCAGGGCUCGUCUUUAACAGAUUUCAUCUCUGGAGACCAGUGACAGCCACCUUGUAUUUCCCAAUAACCCCUAACACUGGGUUUCUGUACCUGGUCAACCUGUAUUUCCUCUACCACUACUCCACUCGGCUAGAGACAGGGGCGUUUGAUGGCAGGCCUGCAGACUAUAUCUUCAUGCUCCUCUUCAACUGGAUCUGCAUUGUUAUAACCGGGCUGCUCAUGAACAUGCGGCUGCUGAUGAUCCCAAUGAUUAUGUCAGUGCUCUACGUCUGGGCUCAGUUCAACAAAGACAUGGUUGUGUCCUUCUGGUUCGGAACACGAUUCAAGGCACAUUAUUUACCUUGGGUCAUCCUGGUCUUCAACUUCAUCAUUGGAGGCUCGUUUGUAAAUGAACUGACGGGGAACCUGGUGGGUCACCUCUACUUCUUCCUCAUGUUCAAAUACCCCAUGGACCUGGGAGGACGCUCCUUCCUCUCCACACCAGAGUUCUUGUACCGGUUCUUCCCCAACAGGAGGGGAGGGGUGUCAGGUUUUGGAGUCCCCCCCAGCAGACCAGCUGCCCAGGAGCAGGGAGGAGGAGGUGGGGGAGGAGGAGGGAGAGGAGGACGCCACAACUGGGGCCAAGGCUUCCGUCUGGGGGGUGAAUAAGCUGAGACAAGAAGAGAGAGAGAGCUACGCCCCCUCCCGUCCUGUUUACUCCCCAAAACAAACGGCGCUGCAGUUUGUGUUUGAGGUUAAAGUACUUGCUUUUUCUUAUUCUUGCGUUUGGGAGAAAACCUUGACUUUAGUUUACGUUCAUGUUUAAGGACACACAAGGAUGAAAUUCGAGGAAGCACGCAUUUUAACCAAGACAGCAGCGCACAGCAGGACUCAGACCGGCCAUAGCUGAAUUCACCCAGCUCUACUAUUACUACUACUGCGGAUGUGUCCAUGUGAAGCAGAUAGAACAAAAUAUGAAUAAAUAGAUUUUUUUAAUGUAAUGAAUCUUUAUCUCCCCUCCCCUUUCCCCUCUUCCUUUCUGUCCUCUUCUUUUCACCCUCCCCUCCACUGUUUCUCCGCACCCUGCCAUGGGACUGUCAGGACAAGAGAUGUUGCAGCUGCACACCAGCACACUGUUGAUUUUGACUCUGGUGUCUCUCUCUCUCUCUCUUUCUCUCUGUGAUGCCAUAUCAGAUUACAUUGUAAUUACCAACACACUGGGAGUGUGCUCUCAGCAGAACAUGGGCUAUUUAGAGAGCACUGUUUCCAGGUCUGAUUUUACAUGGGUGUAAAAAUGUUUUUUAAGCCUCUGUGGCACAGACCUGAUCUUCCUCUGUCUUAAGAUCUCAUCUUAAUCAAAGAGGUGAAGAUGGGAUUUUGAUCUUUUUUUUUUUUUGUAAAUAUAACAGUUGUUUAUUG